Messenger RNA from Canariomyces notabilis, 1419 nucleotides. RefSeq names its product Actin/actin-like protein. Gene Ontology annotation, cellular component: NuA4 histone acetyltransferase complex; SWI/SNF complex. Lineage: Eukaryota; Fungi; Ascomycota; Sordariomycetes; Sordariales; Chaetomiaceae. The record is from RefSeq and is a predicted model, not a curated record. The coding region runs from base 1 to 1419 and encodes 472 amino acids. Gene Ontology annotation, biological process: chromatin remodeling; regulation of transcription by RNA polymerase II. The transcript has 2 exons. Gene Ontology annotation, molecular function: chromatin binding.
AUGUCACAACAGCCUUUAUCCUCAUCGGUGCAACCGACAGACAUCUACGGCGGAGAUGAGGUCUCGGCGAUCGUGCUUGAUCCCGGCUACUGCACCACGCGCGCGGGCUAUGCGGGGGAGGAGAUACCCAAGCAGCUCCUCCCGUCCUUUUACGGCCACGUAGACGGACGCGAUCUGUUCGGCGACGAGGUUAUCAUCCCGCGCGCCGGCUUCGAAGUGCGCAACUACAUGAACCGCGACAGCGUCGUCGAGGACUGGGAUGCCGCCACCAAGCUAUGGGAGUACAUGCUUGUCCAGCGCCUGCAGCCGCCGCGGCCCACUCCUCCCAGCAAGAACCGUCUUAACGAUAACGGCGACGGUGACGGCGACGUGGCCAUGGAGGAUAGCGGCGCCGCCGAAAACGCCGCCGACGCGCUCGAGAGGCCACUCGCCGAGAACCCGCUGCUGGUGACCGAGGCGCCGUGGAACGCGGCCAAGGCCCGCGAAAAAGCGAUCGAGGUGUGCAUGGAAAGCUGGGGGUGCCCUGCCUUUUGGCUUAGCAAGACGCCCGUUAUGGCCGCCUUUGCUGCCGGCAAGGCCACGGCUCUCGUGCUAGAUGUGGGCGGCGCCAACACAAGCGUCACGGCGGUUCAUGAUGGGAUGGUUCUUAAGCGCUCCGUCCAGCGAUCGCCGGCGGCCGGCUGUUGGCUGAGCAACCAGAUCCGGUCGAUGUUGAAGAACAGCGACCCCAAGGUUGAGAUUGUGCCCACGUUUAUGGUGGAAAACAAGAAGCCCGUCGAGGCCGGGGCGCCGGCGGAUGCUAGGCUCCGCACCUUCUCGUUCCCCAUAUCCGACUCAUUCCGCGCCUUUGAGGAGGAGCGCGUCCUUACCGAGUUCAAGGAGUCUGUCGUGGAAGUGUGGCGCGGGCCAGGCCGCUAUCUCGCCCCCGGCAACGAAGACUAUGCCAGGAGUCAGCCUGGCCGCGUCUUUGAGAUGCCCGAUGGGAGCAACCAGAUGUGGCGCGAGCAGCGGUACCGCGUGGUUGAGGGGUUGUGGGACGAAUCGGCGGCUUAUCCCCCGGUUGCGGGCUCGAGCGACGAGCCGGCUUUGACCAAGGCGCAGACGAUCCCUGCUCUGAUCAAGGCGGCACUGGACGGAGUUGACGUCGAUUUGCGGCCGGCCUUGCUGGGCAAUGUUGUCGUCACAGGAAGCACGAGCCUGUUGAACGGGUUCAAUGACCGUCUCAACCUCGAGCUUACCGCCAUGUACCCCGGCGUCAAGAUCAAGAUCAAUGCCGCUGGUCUCACGAGCGAACGGAGGUUCGGCUCCUGGAUCGGAGGGAGCAUCCUUGCCAGCCUAGGGACCUUCCACCAGAUGUGGAUUUCAAGGAAGGAAUACGAAGAGAAUGGAGCGGGUAUCGUUGAAAAGCGCUGCAAGUAG